Molecule: messenger RNA, 2712 nt
Organism: Serinus canaria (Common canary)
Lineage: Eukaryota; Metazoa; Chordata; Aves; Passeriformes; Fringillidae
Gene: CSRNP3
Product: cysteine and serine rich nuclear protein 3
Exons: 6
Coding region: 158-2077 (639 amino acids)
Biological process (GO): regulation of transcription by RNA polymerase II
Cellular component (GO): nucleus
Molecular function (GO): DNA-binding transcription factor activity, RNA polymerase II-specific; sequence-specific DNA binding
Source: RefSeq, a predicted model, not a curated record
CCCAGUGGCAUCUGCGCUUGGGAGUCACCCAGAGAGAGCGGCUGUCCCCAGAGCGGAGACGUUCUGGAUCUCGCCCGUAAGGCCGCCUGUCUCUCCUGGCGUUUGGCACACCUGAGGCGUAAAGGGAUGCGAGGUGCAUGGUGACAGCAUCGCAGCAAUGAGUGGAAUUUUAAAGAGGAAGUUUGAAGAAGUUGGUGGAACCUCACCCUGCUCAUGUGUGUGGGAAUCAGAUGAUGAUGUUUCUAGCAGUGAAAGUGCUGACAGUGGAAGUAAUGUCCAUCCAUCUGCUUCUAAUCAUUUUACUCGUACAUGUGACAGCAUUGCAGCAAUGAGUGGGAUUUUAAAGAGGAAGUUUGAAGAAGUAGAUGGCUCCUCACCUUGUUCCUCUGUGAGGGAAUCAGAUGAUGACAUUUCCAGCAGUGAAAGUGCUGACAGUGGUGAUAGUGUCAAUCCGUCCACUUCGAAUCAUUUUACCCCAUCUUCAAUCCUGAAGAGAGAGAAGCGGAAGAGAACAAAGAAUGUCCACUUUAACUGUGUUACUGUCUAUUACUUCACAAGAAGGCAAGGCUUCACCAGCGUUCCCAGCCAAGGAGGAAGCACGCUGGGAAUGUCCACUCGCCACAACAGUGUGCGCCAGUACACCCUGGGGGAGUUUGCCAUGGAACAGGAGAGGCUCCACCGAGAGAUGUUGAGAGAGCAUCUAAGGGAGGAAAAACUCAAUUCUCUGAAGUUAAAGAUGACAAAGAACGGUACGGUGGAAUCUGAGGAAGCCAAUACACUGACUCUGGAUGACAUUUCUGAUGAUGAUAUUGAUCUGGACAACACUGAAGUAGAUGAGUACUUCUUUCUCCAACCCCUGCCUACAAAAAAGCGGCGGGCACUGCUGCGAGCUUCUGGAGUGAAGAAGAUCGACGUGGAAGAAAAGCACGAGCUGCGAGCCAUCCGCCUGUCCAGGGAGGAUUGUGGCUGUGACUGCCGUGUCUUCUGUGACCCAGAAACUUGCACCUGCAGUCUUGCAGGCAUAAAAUGUCAGGUGGAUCGUAUGUCUUUUCCAUGUGGUUGCACUAAAGAAGGGUGUAGCAAUACAGCAGGUAGAAUCGAAUUUAACCCUAUCCGUGUACGGACUCACUUUUUGCACACAAUAAUGAAACUUGAAUUGGAGAAAAAUAGAGAGCAGCAAGUUCCAGCACUCAAUGGCUGUCACACUGAGAUAAGUGCACACAGUAGUUCCAUGAGUCCAGGACCCCAUCCAGUUGAAUAUUCGAUUGCAGAAAAUUUUGAGAUUGAAACCGAACCCCCGGCUACAGUUAUGCAUUCCCAGUCAGCCGAGGACUUGGACUGCCCAGGGGAAGAGGAGGAAGAGGAAGAUGGGAGUAGCUUUUGUAGUGGAGUUACAGAUUCUAGUACACAGAGUUUAGCCCCUAGUGAAUCAGAUGAUGACGAAGAGGAAGAGGAAGAUGAGGAGGAAGAUGAGGAGGAAGAAAAAGCAGAUGAUUUUGUAGAAAGUAUGAGUUCCCAUGCUGAUAUGGUGCCUCUUCCUUCUGUCCUUUGCUACUCUGAUGGAACUGCUGUGCAUGAAAACCACUCUAAAAAUGCCUCAUACUAUACUAACUCUUCAACUCUGUAUUACCAAAUAGAGAACCACGUUGCUGGCACUGCUAACCAGAUCGGUGAGACUUACUCAGAAAGGGAUGCUGUCAAGAAUGGUAGUCUUUCUCUGGUGCCUUACAACAUGACUUCAGAACAGUUUGUUGACUACACACGGCCAUCAGAGGAAACUUUUAGCAGCCCUCAUUACCCUUCUGCAAACCCCUCAGUGAUUGUUUGCUGCUCAUCUUCUGAAGGGGAUGGCAGUGCUCCCUGUAACAGCUUAUACACUGAGCAUAGGCCGAGUCACCCACCAGUGGAAUUUCACUCAUACUUGAAAGGUCCUUCUCAAGAUGGCUUUGUCUCAGCUUUGAAUGGUGACAGUCAUGUGCAGGAACACCCUGCUGAGAAUUCACUAAACCUCCCAGAGAAGAGCAGACUGCACGAAGAGUGCAUCAAAUCACCAGUGGUAGAGACGGUGCCUGUUUAAAAUCAAAUUAUUCUAGGACUGACUUCCUGUGCUAAAAUUCACUCCCAUUGGAUUUUCCUAGAAACUUACUUUUUUAAGAGGUAGACAAUACUUGGACUAUAGUCAAUGUUCCAGACACAUUUUGUUUUCUCAAGCUACACUGGCAGUGGUAUUGCACAAAACCUGUUCAUGUAAAAAUUUAAAUAAAAAUAAUCAAACCCUUUUUUGGAUAAAAAUAAAACAGAUAAGUAAAAAUCACACCCAACAUAUUUCAAAGUAGCCUACCUAUGAACAUAUGUGAAACCUGCCAAGCUAUCUGAAUCAAAACUUCAUGUCGGGCCUGUGCAAGAUUGUUAAAAAUGAUACUUUGAAAUAAUCAUGUUUAGAGUCCUAAUUUUCAACAUAUCUGAAAAGAUGGUAAGUUUAAUGUAAAAAUAACUACUGUACAAAAAAAAAAAGUUUUAAUUGUCCUGUACUGUUUGUAUUUUAUUUAUGGUAGUUAAAGAUUCAUGUUUUGAUAAAAAUGAACAGCAUGUUCAUUUGAGCAGAAGAUCCAUAGUUACUUACAAAGAGCAUGUCCACUUUUCAUCUGGAGUACCUUGUAUUCUUCCUUAUUUUUUCCUAAUACUAUUUCUGAUAAAUCAUCUUGAAACACA